Messenger RNA from Laccaria bicolor S238N-H82, 321 nucleotides. RefSeq lists its product as uncharacterized. Lineage: Eukaryota; Fungi; Basidiomycota; Agaricomycetes; Agaricales; Hydnangiaceae. The transcript has a single exon. The record is from RefSeq and is a predicted model, not a curated record. Bases 1 to 321 code for a protein of 106 amino acids.
AUGAACGCGAAGCAGCUGCAGCCAGCAUCACGCUCUCAUAAAUUUCAAUCGCACAUCAUCAAAAAGUCGAAGAAGAAUCAAUUAAGACCACCACGUACCGCUGGCCUGCGAACGCUCUCAGAGCUCACGCAAGAGUUGACCAAAGCUGGGUUGGAUCCGAGCAGUGUCCAGGAAUGUGCGGAUGAGCGGAGAUGCUUGCUAGAAUCCAGGGUGCCAAGCGGAAAGUCUCCGGAAAGGUCUAUGCUGGUCUAUGCUUUGUCGGUCGCGGUACCAAUGGACUACAGCCCAGCCUGCCCUAGUACAGGCCACUGGCGAAAGUGA